AUGAUAGCCACGAUCCACAAACCCACCGAAGUUAUGUCCUCCCACGAGGGUCAAGUAGACAUGUCACACAUGGUUGAAAGUGCACGUGGCUAUAUACCGUGUCACUACAUUGGUUUUGCAGACACGUUUUGCGUCGACGGCAACCAAUGCAAUCUACCGAGUGGUAUGAUGGCCGCCGCUGCGUGGGAUAGUCUUGACCGGUUGGACGGCGGCCACACUAUGGUGGCCAAACGGAGUAGUCUGGACCGGUUGAACGGUGGCCACACCAUGUCAGCCAAACGGAGUCUGGACCGGUUGAAUGGCGGCCACGUCAUGGUGGCCAGACGUAGCAGCCUGGACCGGUUGAACGGCGGCCACGUCAUGGUGUCCAGACGUGACAGCCUAGACCGGUUGAACGGCGGCCACGUCAUGGUGUCCAGACGUGACAGCCUAGACCGGUUGAACGGCGGCCACGUCAUGGUGGCCAAACGUAGCCAACCCGAACUGUUCAACGAUGGUCUCACCGUGGUCACAGGAGGUCCGUUACCCGACCGUGGACAGCUGCAGUCGGUUCCUCAGCAACUACAACAGCAGCCCCCCAAGUAUCCUCGGACACUAACCCGGUGGUCUGAAGCCGACGUGCAGUCCUUCAACGACAACGACCGCGACGACUAUUACCCGAAAGACGGCGAUGACUACUACUCGAAAGACGACAGCGACUACUACAUGAAAGAUUACGGUGGUGAUGAUUGUCAGGGCUGUGGUUCGUCGGCAAAGGCUGCGUCCUUUUAA
Macrosiphum euphorbiae (potato aphid) is the source of this 771-nucleotide messenger RNA. Lineage: Eukaryota; Metazoa; Arthropoda; Insecta; Hemiptera; Aphididae. The record is from the annotation of a GenBank genome assembly.